AUGACCUCCUUCCCUUCUUCAGUCGAACAUCUCCCUUUAGCCCGUUCGAAACGACAUGGUCGGCGCAUCGACCGAGAACGAGAUGCAGAAGCUCUUCAAGCAGACGGAGCCGUUGAUGGGAAAGAUGUAGAUACUAAAGUGGAAGUUGGAGUAGGUGGGACUAUACUAGAUUUUGGAAGGAGUGGAGGUGCCGGACUUGAGAGAGGGAAGAAAGGCUGGACAUGGGUCUGGGCAAGCGAGGCGAGACAAGACUUGAGAUAUGUAGCUGGAGAAAAGAGUACUAUCCUGUUUCCUGGAACUCAUUCCGUGGAUGGUGUUGAGAAUGUUAAAUUACCUUCAAAAGAGAUGAUUGAUUCUUCCACGAAAUAUAUCGAAUCACUUUGUUCACCAUAUGAAAAAUACGGACUUCGCGAAGCCCUUUUAUCUAUUAUUGACGAUAAUCAACCUGAAGCUGGACCAUCAAAUACAUCAAAGUCACCUGCCGGAGCUAUAAAUACUCCUGAGAAAGACGUGUACGAUGGACCGAAAAUAGCUAUAAUCGAUAAUUCCAGAGCUAGAAUUGCGAAGAGUUUGUUAGCCUUUCCUGUGGGUGAAAUAGGGCAUCAUUUGAAUAUAAGUCCAUUCCUUCCUGCUAACAGUACGAAAGUGGAUUCAAGAAGUAAAUCACAUUUCGUACCGACUCAUAAAGUAGUUGAACGAUUUCCUACUCCCAUACUGCAGAUCGUUUCUUCACCUGUCGUGUCAAGUGCACGUAUAGACCGCGAGGCUACAGCCCUACUUAUUAGACUCCAAUCCACCACACAUCUUGUCAAUCUGAUCCCUGAUCACGCCUACGUGCCACCGUCGUCAUCUCCACCUGUAAUUUCACAAAGGACGGCUCAGCUAAGCUAUGAGGAUACAGAAGGACGUAGACAUGUUGAUGCUGCCUUGGACGCCAAUGUCUGGUCAAGGGUACUGGUGGUUGAUGAAUCCGGCGGAGUCUGGUUAUGGUGGGAAGAGAAAGAGACGAAGGGAAGUCAAAUAGAAAAAGUCUGGAACCUACGUAAAGUAAGAGAUAAAGUGACCGAAGAAAGACAUCAAUACUUUCAAAUCGCUUUCGGAACAAGACCAGGUACGGCGAUCGUCCUUUCUUCGAAAGAGGCAGUCAUUAUCGAUAUAGAUGAUCCUGAACAUCCUUCUACUAAUCUCUUAACACUCAGAAGUCGAGAUCGUCAUUUCCUCUCUCUUGAUAAAACUGCUUCGGAAAGAGAUUCACUUCAUGUAGUAAUAGCUACUACUCACGAAGUGAUGUGGGUAGACGAAGAUAGACCAGGAACACCAGUAUUGAGCUGGAAGCAUGAUUGUGGGUCAAAGGACCUACACGUUGCAGUUAUACCAGGUCUAUCUAGUAAAGACUGGUGUACGAUACUAUAUUCUCCUACUCUAUCAUUUAUCCUAUCAUUCUCGACCACCAAAACAUCCCCUAUCAGAUCCCUAUCAAAUCCUUACGCAAUCAACCUUCCACUCAAACAGAUCAACUCCGUCAUACCUUUCUUUCCAGCUUCUUCUAGACAUCCAAGAAACCUCAUUGGUCUAUCGCCUGAUGGAGGCGUACAUUUAAUUCCGAUAUUUCCCUAUGCCAAUGCCUUGAACACAAAACGAGAAGGUGGUAGAAAGAUCACGGGACUGAAAGCUAUUUGGGACGAAGACGUUGGACGCUUCACCAAAAACCAUGAGGACCGAAAAGGAGACAGGGCAGAGAAGAUUGGUAAAGAAAUGGACUUCCGUUGGGCUUGGCUCGAAAUCAACCGACCAGUCAGGUCGACCGGCGAGGAAGUCUAUUUCUCCCCCAAAGAAUUCGAGAGAUACCUUAGAGAAUUAGAUGCACCGCUAGAACAUCUCAUGACAGCUGCCGACCUAGCGAGAGAUUCCAUCUAUCCCGAAUCAAAUGAACAGAGAUCACAUCUCCUCACUCCCCUUCCUGUUCAUCAUCAAGCUUCGAGAUCGACACUUGAAUCAUUAUCAGAAAUUAAUAUAACCAAAUACCUUCCUGUCGUAUCAUCAAUCAACUCAAUUCAACCUAUUUUCAAGGAGUGUCGACCUCCCAUGUCCAAUAACGAUCCUUUAGAACUUUUCGAAGAAUACAAACAGACAUAUCCCACCUCAUCAAGCAAUAAUCAUAUAUCUCAACUAAUACUUGAUCUAAGUUUGAGUCGGAUUGUCCUAUUCUCGGAACCCGUUUCUCCACUUGCACAGAAUGCUUUGGAAGAGAUGCAACAAUCGGAACCUGAAGAUGAAUUAUUUGCUAGAGUGACUGAACAACUGAGCUUAACGGAUACGGACCGUUUACCACCUAAAAUCAAAUUCCAUUUCCUCACUCCCAACAAUAAUCAAUUACCACAGGAUUAUGAGGAGGGUACACGAGCUGAAUAUGUGCAUAACGAUAUGACCGAAUUGCAAGACCCAACUGCUAGAGGGAUACUGAAUGAUUGGAAGAUAGGUGAUGAUCCUUCUUCCCAUACAUGGUCUUCAUGGAGGACAGAGGAUCAAAAUCACGACGAUAACAGCAUCGUCGAUAACAGCAACAAGUAUAAUGAUGACAUCCCAUCGUCAAUACCUUCUUACUCUCAAAUUCAGAGGAGGAUCAAACGUCUACCCCCAUCAAAAUCUAGUGUAUCAUUCUCGCAACCGUACUUAAAUUCGACAGAAACGUUUCAUUCCCUUCAAUCGAAACCUUCUUCUAUGACCAAUACAAGUUUACCAACAAUGCCACAACUUGGUCAAAUGGCAAGGUCUUCUCCUCCACCCAUAAUGCAAAAUUCAAGUCAACAGGACGAGUCCCAAUGGGCGGCAACGCAAGUUGAAAGAGGUCCUUUCGGAGGCAGAGAAGGAAGGGAAAAGAAGAAGAAAAAGGAAAAGAAAAGGGUUGGAGGGUUUUAG
Kwoniella shivajii is the source of this 2919-nucleotide messenger RNA. RefSeq lists its product as uncharacterized. The record is from RefSeq and is a predicted model, not a curated record. Bases 1 to 2919 code for a protein of 972 amino acids. NCBI's taxonomy places the organism in Eukaryota, Fungi, Basidiomycota, Tremellomycetes, Tremellales, Cryptococcaceae. The transcript is spliced from 10 exons.